Molecule: messenger RNA, 2977 nt
Organism: Acanthopagrus latus (yellowfin seabream)
Lineage: Eukaryota; Metazoa; Chordata; Actinopteri; Spariformes; Sparidae
Gene: rassf9
Product: Ras association domain family member 9
Exons: 2
Coding region: 124-1437 (437 amino acids)
Biological process (GO): signal transduction
Source: RefSeq, a predicted model, not a curated record
GCAGUCGGGACGGCUCUCGAAACUUUUCUGCAACACUCCACAAAGUGUGUCCGGCGUCCUGCCAUGCCGGGACUGUAACGCGUCUCGGAUCGCUGGUCUGCUCCCUUCGCGCUCCAGAGAGUCAUGGCUCCGUUUGGGAAAAACUUUCUGAAAGCUCGACUGAAAAACAGAACGAAAGAUGCCGAGCCUGUGGUGGGGAAAGAGAUUCAGGUUACUGUCUGCAAUGAGGAGAAAGUUGUCUGCGGAGUAACGAAGCAUACGACAUGCGUCGAUAUGAUUCAGGCAUUACUGGACGAUCACAAGUCGAUACCAGAGAGCAAGCGGCUCCUUCACGGCGAACCCAAAGACUUCUGUGUGGUUGAGCGGUGGAAGGGUUUCGAGAGGGCCCUGCCUCCUCUCACCAGAAUCCUGAGACUCUGGUACGCCUGGGGUGACCAGAGACCCUUCAUCCAGUUUAUUCUGGUCAAAACCAGCGACUUUGUGCCUCAGCCCUCCAAGAAGGCCGGAAAGUCCAAGGGGGCCAAGCCGAGGAAAUGGGAUCACAGUCGAGCUCAGCACACCCAGGCUCUGCCGGUAGAGAGGCAGAAGCGCAUGGUGAAGAAAGCUUUUAGAAAGCUGGAAAAGCUUCACAAGGAGAGCAAGAGCUCUCCAGGUGCCGACGAGGUCGACCGGAUGGUGCAGCUUAUUCUAAAUCAGGACCACACCAUCCGAGAGCAGAUCCAACGCAUGAGGGAGCUGGAUUUGGAGAUUGAUCGGUUUGAUCUGGAAGAGCAGAGGGAAGCUGGGUGUGAAGGUCCGCUGGCUCAGGCCUGUGCUCAGAGUUUGGAGGUGCUCAACGACAGGCAGCUGGAUGAGUACCUGUACACCAGCGACGGGGUGGAACAGCUCGAACUGCAGGUUCAGAGGCACCAGGAGCUCAUCCUGCAGCUGUCCCGGGAUAUAGACGCUGAGCUGAGGAGGGCCAACUUCCCUCUGAGCCAAUAUGAGGCCGGUGAACAGGAAGGAGCCGCCGCUGCGUCCUGGAUCCCAUCGGAGACCAACGAAUCGUACUACACCGCCGAACUGGAGAGGCUGCAGGAUGACCUGAAGCACAGCCUCUUCACCGGCGUGUCCCUCUACAACCAAGCUGCAGAAAUAGACAAGCAGCUGAAAUACUAUGACGCUACACUGGUCUCCAAGGAUCAGGAGUGCUGGCAGCUGGCUGCCCACCUGAGCUCAUUGCAAAUCGGGGACGGAGGAGAAGAGGAGCAGUCCAGUCCUGUCCCUUUAAAAAGUGAGACUCAGUGCAGCGUCUCACAGACAGUGAAACUCAAACACAGCCUGUCCCCUGUAGACGUUACAGACACAGACUCAGACACUGGGAUUAGUUCCACACACAGCCAGGACUCGCUGUCACCAUGUCUGGACUUCCCUCCCCCCCUGGACACAGAUGUUUGAACAACCCAGCUGACCCUGCAAUUUACUGUCCUGUAUGCACCAGCUCCAGUUUGUGCCUGUCCUGUGUUGUCAUUACAUUUGAGUCACAAAACUAAGUAUCUGUUUUUUGUUUUGUUUUUUUUUUGUUUUGUUUUUUUUUUCUGAAGGAUAAAUCCCAGUUGGUUUUUCAUGAAGCUUUAGGGUCAUUUAACUGGAGCUUAAGUUGAUCAGCAGAAAAUAAAUCAGCAGUUAUUUUGAUGCUGAUAUAUUGUUUUUCGUUCGUUAUGAAAGCGACAACACAAAACAUGCAGCUUCAGCCUCUCAUGUGUAAGGUUCUUCUGCUGCUUUUCUUUGUCAUAUAGCAUAGCAUGAUUAUUUUUGGAUUCUAGACUAUUGGUCAACAAAUAUCAAUGUGAUGAUCUUACUUUGGAUUACAAGGAAUUACAAUGGAAUUAAUUUUAAAACAGUAUAGAAUGAAUGAUUUAUUAAUAAACAGGUCAUUUUUGUGAUGAUUUUAAAGGUAUUUUCUCAGUCAGAAGGAUGGCAGCCUUAAGUGAAGUACAUCCUGUCAUGAUUUACGUUAACUGAAAUUUAGUCUUUAGUAUUAUCAUCAGAUAUAUUUGAUAUCAGUUUGUAUAUUUACAAUGUUGUGUUUCAUACAUCGUUUGUACUUUUUGUGUAUUUUUCUAAAUUCUGGGAAAAAGCAACUGAUAGAUAAGUCACAGCUUAUACAUUUUGCUUCAGUGAAAAGGGCUGACAGAGAAAAUGCCUUCAGAACUGCUGGGAGGGUCACACAGUGUUUCUGGUUUCUAAACGGCAAAAACGAUGCUACAGUCAGUGUAAUGACAUCACACACAUGGCACAAAGCUGGAGCUAUUUACACACCAACUAUAGUCAAUCACUGUUUAUGACAGUGCAGUUUUCCGGCUUGUAAUUUUACAUUUUUGCCGCUCAAAGAAGCAAAGAUUUGUUUCCUCAGUGCAGCCAUGCCUGAGGUGCACCGCGCUUACUUAUUUAGUGUCUUUCUUCCUUUACUUAAUGAUGAUGAAUGUAAUGCUUAUUUCUCGUCUUACAGUUCUCAAGCUAUAUGAAGCUGCACUUCUUUGUACACAGUUAUGAGUCUAUUAACAGUGUUUUAUAUUAAAACAAAUAGCUAACCGUCUUUGGAUGUAGAAUUUGAAUUUUGUUAAAGAUGUUACGUUGCUCUCGAUUUCACUGUAUAUACACUGCUGUAACCUCUGAAGAUGAUUGUUUUUACGACACAGGCGCAAUUUGCAAAGACGAUUUGAUAACCAAAAAAAAAAAUGAGAAAAACAUAUUUAUUUAUCACAUAAUUGCAUUUCACAGAUAAGACUUUAUUAUGACUGUUUCCCCUCUGAGGUGAUAAUCUCCCUCUGCCGCUGAUCUGAUCGAACACAUCAUGUUUCCGGACCAAAAUAACACAAAUAUCCAGCGCUGCAUUUGUGUGAACCACGCUUGAAAACAAAAGCUAUGUGCUUAAAGUAAAAUGUACAUUUCGUCUGUCAUAAUAAACACUAAUACUGUUAGUCACAAAGACUAA